AGAGAACGAAGGGGAAGAUGCCGAGAGAGGAAGGAAGGGACAGCACAGGAGGAUGAGAUGGCGCAGGGAAAGGAAAAGACAUUUAACUCAGCUAAUACAAGCCCCCAGCACCAUGGAUCCUUCUAAUCCUACCAAUUACAGAGGGGCUCAACCAUCUCCCACGGAAGGCAAUGGGCACAGUGACAGUGAACGCCGGCGACAAUUGGAGCGAUUGAGUCGAGAGGAAGCAUACUAUCAUUUCAUCAAUGACCUUAGUGAAGAGGAUUACCGGUUAAUGAGAGACGGCAACCUCCUUGGAACUCCAGGUGAAAUUACAGCAGAAGAACUGCAACAGCGAUUAAAUGGUGCUAAAGAACAAUUAACAGAACAGAAUGGACUCGGCAACCAUGAACGUGGUAGUGAAAAUCAAGGUUCUGACAUGCCGGGGGAAACCUCCAACAGUGAUUCGCUUCUGGAGUGGUUGAACACAUUCAGGCGCACAGGAAAUGCCACUCGUAGUGGGCAGAGUGGGAACCAGACAUGGAGAGCCGUUAGUCGGACAAAUCCUAACAGCGGCGAAUUCCGCUUUAGUCUAGAAAUUAACAUUAAUCACGAGCAUGAAGCCACUGGUGAUCGGUCUUUGGAUUCGCCUAUAUUGGAAAGUAAUGCUGACACAAAUGUACGAAAUACCGAGCUACAAAGUUUGGGGGGUCCUAUUGCAAAUCACACCAGGAGUCGAACUCGAGCUCAAUUAGCUGCUGGACUGGCAAACUCUGAAAGUCAUUUAAGAGGGCCAAUGAGGGGUGGAGGAGCAGAAGCCACGGAAAGUUCUUCAACCUUUGCUCAAAGGAGCAUUCAAAGUGGAAUUGCUGAACAGCAAAGAACCACCAGGAUGUCCACUGGAAGCCAGAGAGCAAGAGGGCAAAAUAGUGUUCAACAAAGAGCUUUAGGUGUUGUCGGUGAACAGCGGGUCAGCAGGCGAAGAACGGUAUCAAGUAGCAUCAGGAUAAUCGAAGAAGAGGAACAGAGAAGCAGAAGUGAGCCUGUGGUAUUACCAAGAGAUACCAGGACUGCCGUAAGAGACCACACUGUUCCUGGACACACAGAAAGGCGCAGAUCUUCUCGGAACUUGCGAAACAGCCGAAGUCGUUCACCAUUGCGUAGAACAAGUGUCACAGUAAAUUCUCUGGACAGUUCUCUAUUCCAGCAGCAGGAUCAAUCAGACCAGCGAUCGAGUACCAGGAGGCAACGGGUCGUGGAGCAUCCUACUGUGGCCACACAAGAAACACCAGUGACAGCAAGAGACAGUCCUUCCACGCCUUCUUUGGCAACUAUGGAUGAAGGAGAUGUGAACCAUUCCAAUGGACCUUCUGUUGCUGUUCGAAGACACCCAACUAUUAUGCUGGAUCUUCAGGUUAGAAGGAUUCGCCCUGGAGAAAACCGAGAUCGAGACAGCAUUGCUAAUCGAACUCGGUCACGUGUCCGUAUGGCAGAAAAUACAGUGACCUUUGAAAGUGACAGUGGUGGUUUUCGCCGUACCAUUUCACGAUCCGAACGUGCAGGUAUUAGGACUUACGUUAGCACUAUCCGCAUUCCUCUUCGCAGGAUAUCUGAGACUGGGCUUGGCGAACCAUCCUCUGUGGCCCUGAGAUCAAUACUUCGUCAGAUUAUGACAGGGUUUGGGGAGCUGAGCUCUCUAAUGGAGAAUGAUUCAGAUUCUGAGUUGAACCAAAGAGUUCACCAACAUCCAUCUGGUAGUUCAGAUUCUGUAAGCUCACAGACCAGUGCAAACGUUAGUCUCUCCAGCCAUUUGAGAAAUGAUUCGACCACCAUGUUAACAGGAGACCAGUCAGCCGGGGAUCAAAUGGAUGAAAGCAUGCAGAAUCCUCCCCAGGCUGGUGAAAAUCGAGAGACCAGGCAAAGUCGAGACACCAAUAGUUUAGUGGAAAACGGUACCCUGCCAAUAUUGCGACUGGCUCAUUUCUUUUUGCUGAAUGACGAUGAUGAAGAGGAGCACCAGCGGGGACUAACCAAAGAACAGAUUGAUAAUCUUUUGACCCGAAACUAUGGGAACAUCAGUGCCGAGAGUGAAAUCAGUAAAACCUGCAGCGUUUGCAUUAAUGAAUACGCAGUUGGGAACAAACUCAGAAGACUGCCCUGCGCGCAUGAAUUUCACAUUCAUUGCAUUGAUCGCUGGCUUUCUGAAAACUCCACCUGCCCUAUUUGUCGGCAGCCUGUCUUGGGGUCUAGUAAUUAAUGGGGGAAAGGUUUGUACACAAGCUUCUUGUCCAUUUCUGAAACUUUAAAGCACUAAAAAUCCUGAGAGAUAGGAAUUUUUAAAACAAAUGUUAUAGAUUCUAUUAUAGAACCAUGAAAUACAUACUUCUUGCUGAAGCUUUAUUUUUUUAGACUUUUUUUUGUUGAGCUGAGCACUUUGUUGUCAUUGGAAUUAUUGGAACUGAAGAAAGUGAACCAACCUGAAGUAUAUUAUUGUACAUGAUUAAUCAUAUCUAAUACUCAUUUUUGUAGGUGCAAUUAUGAUUCUAAUGUGCUCUUUUUGUUAAUGGUAAGGGUACAGAUUAACAUAUGCUAACUGUCAUUGAGUAUAUGAAUAGAAAAAUCAUCCAGUGAUCAGGAUUAAUUUGUCCUUAUUUUCCUUAGUUGAUUAAAUAUAUAAUAAAACUUUACAGUGCUAAAAAUGAUCUUGAUUUUCUGGAUGUAAAUCCACACAAUUGUGAAGGAUCGGACUGAUUUGUCAAAGUACAUUUGCUUUCGAUAUCAUCUGAGGAGUGUUAUGCCAACCUGACUAGAGAAUGUCAUAGUGGUGAAUACUGUCAUUUGAAGUACUUAUUAUAAUAUGAUGUGGCAAUGCAAUUGGAUUCUCCCCUCCCGCCCAUGUACACAUUCUGGAGCAAUGUGAUGUACAGAUUUUUGGGGAGUCAGCCAGGUGUCUGACACAUGUAGAAUCCUACCACGUGCUUAAGAGUAUGCAAACCAAACACCCAUACCUGGAAAUUUCCCUAUGAUUGGAAUAGAAUGUGCACUCUCUCCUUAAAGGGACGCUCCUGACUUAACUAAUUUGGGAGAGGUUUAGGACCAGUUUGGCAAGAGCCAAGUUUGGAGAAUACAGAACAUCUACAGUAGUCCUUUGGCAAGAGCAAAGGCUUGGUAAUACAAAAUAUACUGUAGUUCUACAAUCAUAGACUGACCUGCUUGAGCAUAAAGGUUUUUGUCAUCUCAUGUAUAUUCUGUGUUUAAUAAUGGUACUGUAAAGCAACUUCAUAUCAAACUAUAUUUGGUGCUGUUAUUUAUUAUAGCAAGACUUGCCAGUUUAUGGAUUUUGCUAGCAAGGUGCUAUAACACCUCUCUGAUCUCUGAAAGCAUUGUUAAUAGUUGCUAAGAUUUUUAUCCUUGGGAGAUAUUGAAUGAGUGUGCAAUACAAUGACACCUUGAUUGAUCGAAAAUAAUUAAAUCUUGGAAAACUGCAGGCUAUCCUGUUGAAUGGAAAACUGACUUGCAGAGACACGUGAGAGGAGGAGGAGUACAAUUGAUCGCUAGGGAGACCUUUAUCCAUCAAACUGAUACCCGACAACUGAAUUGUUUGUACUUAUAUAAAGUUAAUGGCGCAUUAUAUUGUGCAGCAGGUACAUGUUCAUAAACAAUUCAUUCCCUCCUGUGCUUCCUUUGUUCAGAGUAUGGAACAAUUAAUCCAGCCCAUGGACAUCUAGGCUGGUGUGUUCUGCUGUUUAAUUGAUGCUGUUUGGUUAUACUGGCAUGAUUUCUUAACCUGCGGUGUAGUUUUAAUUAUUUCAUGUGCAUCUUGUCAUGAAUAAUUCUUUUUUAUGAGGGUAUAGAAGUGCCUAAUGACUUAACAAUUGCCUUUUCAUAUCAUAAAGAAGUUUGUUUUCUGACAGAUUAAUUGAAGUAGUUCUCGAAUACAUUGAAUUGUAAUUUGUGUUAACUUUUGCCAUUGGUAUAAGUACAAUAGAGAAUGAUGGUUAUUAAGUUGAAAUGUUUUAUGAUUCGCUUUUGCCUGCUGGUUGUAGCCGGUGACCAUUGCUGAGGAUAGGAUCUGUCUCAGCUACUGCAAUGGUUGCUCAGGCUCACACAUGAAUGGCAGCUCAAGUGAGAUACCAGAGAAGGCUGCCAGCUGGUGUUUAUGGAAAUAUACAGUAAGAUGGGAAAGGAGCAAACUUCAUAGUAAAUUGCGUCAAGUCAAAUGCUACUAGCUGUGAUGUGUGUCCAGGAUCCACAAAUGUUGGCUUGUAAACUGUAAAAAAAAUAGAUGUUCAAAGUUCAUAAAUUUUGUAAUCGCUGCUCUUUCUAAAAUGGCUUAAGUUCCCAGUUUUAAAAAAUGGGUUGUUAAAGCAUUUGAAAUUAAGAGGUGCCUUCACUUAAUUUGCUUGUUUGUGGGUAGCUCCUUAACUUUUAAUCAACUUUGCGACUAUAAUUAUUUAGUUUACAUGAUAAUUUUGCACACUUUUUGUUUUUGAGAACGUGAGCUCCAUUUCUGAUUUCUGCUCUCACAACCCCUCAUCCAGCCAUUUGCUCAGUAGUCACAAGUAAGUUUGUGUGGGCCUGGGGGCGAGAGGAUGGCUAGAUAAGAAGCCGCCAGUUUUGAGAAGGGGACAGGAGAGUUGAAACACCAGAGUCUGAAUGAGGAAACUGGUGGGAACUCAGAUGUCUGGUGCAUAUUAGAAAUCUGAAAACUUAAAUGUCUGCUUAGGGAUGUAGAAUUAUAUUAGAAACACUUUUUGAAUAAUGUCAAGAAAGGCUAAUUAAAGAAACGCCAGUUAGUAAAAUUAAACUUGAACUCGCUGCUUUGUAAAACUAUUCAUAAUGCUCGGUACAAUCAACAGUGUGCAUCAAAAUAGUGGAACCAUUUCACCUUCAACAAGGUUCCACUUUAAAUGAAUUACAUUUUACAACUAUUCAAAAUAAUAAUUAUAAUCAUGCCUCCUUU
Messenger RNA from Callorhinchus milii (elephant shark), 4942 nucleotides. RefSeq names its product ring finger protein (C3H2C3 type) 6 (gene rnf6). Gene Ontology annotation, molecular function: ubiquitin protein ligase activity. Gene Ontology annotation, biological process: ubiquitin-dependent protein catabolic process; protein ubiquitination; positive regulation of DNA-templated transcription. The transcript has 4 exons. The coding region runs from base 53 to 2236 and encodes 727 amino acids. The record is from RefSeq and is a predicted model, not a curated record. NCBI's taxonomy places the organism in Eukaryota, Metazoa, Chordata, Chondrichthyes, Chimaeriformes, Callorhinchidae. Gene Ontology annotation, cellular component: cytoplasm; nucleoplasm.